GCGGGAAGAGCGGCGGGCACGGCUGUAGCUCGGUCUCCCGGCUGCGCGCGAAGCGGGAGGGCUCUCUUCACACAAGCGCUUCCUCGCGGAGAGGUUAGAGCUGCCGCAGUCGCAGGCCUGGGCCGCCCCUUCCCUGCCGCCGCCUUCUUUUCCUCAGGGCUCCUCGGUCCGCUCGCCCUCCGGCGCUCCCAGGAAUUUGACAAGAAACUGAAUUUUUGAUCAAAUAUAUUUUGAGUAUGAAACCAGACAUGUAACAAAGUUUAGAUUCUUUCAUUUGAUUAAGGUAUGGUCUGAAUAUGCGUUGCUUGGCAGCUCGGGUCAACUAUAAGACUCUGAUUAUCAUCUGCACACUCUUCACUUUGGUCACAGUACUUUUGUGGAAUAAAUGUUCCAGCGAUAAAGCGAUCCAGUUUCCACGGCACUUGAGUAGUGGCUUCAGAGUGGAUGGAUUAGAAAAAAGAGCAGCAGCAUCUGAGAGUAACAACUAUGUGAACCACAUGGCCAAACAGUCUGAGGAGGCAUUCCCUCAGGAACAGCAGAAAGCACCCCCUGUUGUUGGGAGCUUCAACAGCAAUGGGGGAAGCAAGGUGUUAGGGCUCAAAUAUGAAGAAAUUGACUGUCUCAUAAAUGAUGAACACACAAUUAAAGGGAGACGAGAGGGAAAUGAAGUCUUUCUUCCAUUCACUUGGGUAGAGAAAUAUUUUGAUGUAUAUGGAAAGGUGGUUCAAUAUGAUGGCUAUGAUCGGUUUGAAUUCUCUCAUAGCUAUUCCAAAGUCUAUGCACAGAGAGCCCCGUAUCACCCUGAUGGUGUGUUUAUGUCCUUUGAAGGCUACAAUGUGGAAGUCCGGGACAGAGUCAAGUGCAUAAGUGGGGUUGAAGGUGUACCUUUAUCUACACAGUGGGGACCUCAAGGCUAUUUCUACCCAAUCCAGAUUGCACAGUAUGGGUUAAGUCAUUACAGCAAGAAUCUAACUGAGAAACCCCCUCACAUAGAGGUAUAUGAAACAGCAGAAGACAGGGACAGAAACAGCAAGCCUAAUGACUGGACCGUGCCAAAGGGGUGCUUUAUGGCUAGUGUGGCUGAUAAGUCUAGAUUCACCAAUGUUAAACAGUUCAUUGCUCCAGAAACCAGUGAAGGUGUAUCCUUGCAACUGGGGAACACAAAAGAUUUUAUUAUUUCAUUUGACCUCAAGUUCUUGACAAAUGGAAGUGUGUCCGUGGUUCUAGAGACCACAGAAAAAAAUCAGCUCUUCACUGUACAUUAUGUCUCAAAUGCCCAACUAAUUGCUUUUAAAGAAAGAGACAUAUACUAUGGCAUUGGGCCUAGAACUUCAUGGAGCACGGUUACAAGGGACCUGGUCACUGACCUCAGGAAAGGAGUGGGUCUUUCCAACACAAAAGCUGUCAAGCCAACCAAAAUAAUGCCCAGAAAGGUAGUUAGGUUGAUUGCAAAAGGGAAAGGAUUCCUCGACAACAUUACCAUCUCCACCACAGCCCACAUGGCCGCGUUCUUUGCUGCCAGUGAUUGGCUGGUAAGGAACCAGGAUGAGAAAGGUGGCUGGCCAAUUAUGGUGACCCGUAAGUUAGGAGAGGGGUUCAAGUCUUUAGAGCCAGGGUGGUACUCUGCCAUGGCCCAAGGGCAAGCCAUUUCUACAUUAGUCAGGGCCUAUCUGUUGACAAAAGACCAUUUAUUCCUCAGUUCAGCUUUAAGGGCAACAGCCCCUUACAAGUUUCUGUCAGAGCAGCAUGGAGUUAAGGCUGUGUUUAUGAAUAAACACGACUGGUAUGAAGAAUAUCCAACCACACCUAGCUCUUUCGUUUUAAAUGGCUUUAUGUAUUCUUUAAUUGGGCUGUAUGACUUAAAAGAAACUGCAGGGGAAAAACUUGGGAAAGAAGCAAGGUCCUUGUACGAGCGAGGCAUGGAAUCUCUUAAAGCCAUGCUCCCCUUGUAUGACACUGGCUCAGGGACCAUCUAUGACCUCCGCCACUUCAUGCUUGGCAUUGCCCCCAACCUGGCCCGCUGGGACUACCACACCACCCACAUCAAUCAGCUGCAGCUACUCAGCACCAUCGAUGAGUCCCCAAUCUUCAAAGAAUUUGUCAAGAGGUGGAAAAGCUACCUUAAAGGCAGCAGGGCAAAGCACAACUAGAGCUCAGAACCAAAAUCGUCUUUCAGCCUCUGCCGUACACAAAAACCAUCGGCUCUAUCUCAGCAGAGCUUAGGCACGUUUUAAAAGGUGGUAUACUAGGUUUUUGUGGAUUACAUCGAAGUGAUAAACCAGUCUUCUGAGAUAAUUGCAUUCUAUGGGUUGGGUGUUUCAAAACAUAGGUAGCACUUGGAGCAGAAAAGUGUUUAGUCGAUGGCUGAACAGAGAUGUUUAACUUUGCCUUGCUUAUUACAUAGCGUCUACAGUUCCACAGACAGUCCAGUCCCUCUGGGUCUGGGGAAGACACUGGUAAGUAGCUGUUUCUGGCCAACUGUCCGGCACUUACCUGAAAACUUAGUAUGGGUCUCUUUUAAAAUGUGAUGAUUUAUGUUUAUGUUGGAAACAAACUUUAAAAAAAUAAUGUGCUGUAAUACAGUAAAUGUGUACUCGCAGCCUGAAUAGUGGACUGUGUGCAACUUUUUAAAAUGAUGUUUCUUUUCUACAGAUUAAUUUCUUGGCGAAUUUCGUGUUGCGUUUCUUGAAUUUGUUAUAUAUGGAGAAUAUUUUGAAUGUACGGUUUUCUUGAAAUGUGUAAAUUAAAAACACAACCAGUGUUCAGGCUUCACAGUUAUAUAACGUAAGCACAACUAAAACAAAACUUGUUGACUGCACAAGAAAUCACAAAAACGUUAUGUUUUAUGAAACUUGAUCUACAAUCAGUAAAGAUUUGAUAAUCAGCCGAUCCCUCCCCACCCCCGCUGUGAUGGUUUCUUUUUGUCACUGUCUAGAAUUCUGUAUUUCAUUUCAGACUAUACUUGAGAGUUUUGUCUAUUUUGGGGGACAUUUUUGGGACAUUGUGGAAAUUUUAUUGGAGGAAGGGGCUAAUCCAUUCCCACUACCAUUUCAGGAUUUUUUUCCCCCCUCUUUAAAGAAAAAUACUACGUCAGAUAUUACAUACAAGAAUCAUGGCAGGUUUUUUCCCUACUUUUGGAUCAUUCUUGGUCAUCAACUUUCCAGACCAUUGACUCUGCACAUGAGUGUUUUUCCUUUGCAAUUUUAAUUUUAAAUUAUUUCAGCUCUUGGAUAGAAGUGAUUGAUGCUACCACGUUUGCUGUACAUGUGUAACCAGACCUUUAUUUGGGUUUUCUAUCCCACUAUACCUUACCUCACAUAAAUAGGUUUCACAACCCUUGUACCCUGGGCAGUGUCUGCUAUAGGGCUUUAGGCAUUAUCAAAAUCAAGCGAGGUUGAUUUUGUUGUUUUUGUUGAAUGUAUGACAGUACACUAAAUGAAUACUGUAACUUAUACAGAUUGAAAUAUGAGACCCCACACUUUCAGGAGACUGAGUCUGACAAACACAUUGCAGUUUGUCUGUGACCUGUAUUAAAUGCACAUCAAGAGCCACGUGGGCACUUGCCUACAUACUGCAUCUUAAAUCGAACUCAGCCUCCCGACACUACUUAGAAACCAGAAACUAUAUACACAUCUAUGAAUAGAAUAAACAUGCAAAAUAUAUAUAUUAGUGGCAAAGGGAGCAGGAGCAGAGAAGACAAUAUAGAUGUACACUGAAGACAGUAGUAAACCGGCCACGGAGAAGGAAGCUUAAACUCCCACGUUACGUGACCACAACUCUCUUCCUCCCACAACACGACAGUUGUGGGUUAUUAAGCUUCCCCCUGGCUUUUGACCUUUAUCGUUCUUAGACAUGAUUAGAUGUCUCCACAAGAAUAUCUGGACUCCUUUUUUUAUUUCAGUGCCCCAACAUAAACUUUCUCCAAUCGGGAAACCCUUUGCUCUUCAUCUCACUUGUUAUUACUGAGAGCAGUCCAGACUUCUGCCUUGUGUUUGCAUACUGGUCCUUAGACUAAGGGAAUCCACGAAAACAGCACGGUACUGCUUCCGAGACAAAUAUCAGUGCCUUAACAAUGUGGCUGUCCUUUUCCACUGAAAAAGGAAAGACAUUUUGAUCUAGAAAUGACAUUGCUGUUUCACUGCUGUUGGUUUCACACUGCCUUCCACGUUGCAACAGCAACUUGAUUUUUCUUGUGAUCCCAGAUUUUUCUAAGAGGAUGAGUUGAACCUGUGGCAGCUGUGGCAGCUCCGCCAGCGUACACCAGUGGUUCUCCAGCUUUCGGGUGCCUCCGAAUCACCUGGGAGCUUCCUGAGCUACAGAGUCACUAAGUCUGCCUGGGAAGCAGGAUAGUCUGCAUUUUUAACAAGCAUUCGGAUCUUUCUGGUGCAGGUGAUCUGCGGGGCAGACGUGGAGGAACACUGCCCAAGACCAUCAAUCGCAUUUUUGUUCCGAAACACCUACAGCGUUCUUUAUAGGUUUUUAAAUCAUGUAAAAUGUUUACUUAUUCUGAGCGUAGAGAGAAUGGGGAAGGUAUUUUAAAGUUUUAUUUUGUUUUGUUUCUUUAAAUUUUUCUUUGUUUCCAGAUAAUGGGUAUUCGUUUUUCACACUUGAGUUAGCUUUGAUGUCAAAUUAAAUCUGUUGCCACUUCAGUUGUAAAGCCAGCCCAAAGUUUCCAGAUGAAGGUCAAGUUUGACCCUUUGGGAUUGUUGUACAUAAAGGCUUCAUCCAAAAACCAUCCAGUGUACGUGAGCAGAUACAGAAACGGCACAAGCACAGCUCUCCAGAUGUGGCAGUCCUUUCCUCCGCCAGGUGCGGACUCUCGCUGAAAGCUGCUGUUUUCUUCCUUGUUGCAGUUGUUGUUCUUGUUUCUCCUCCGUUGCACAUGUGGGUUAGAGACCAUGUGUCAAAUAUGCAAUAAAGUGUUUACUGGAUGCCCUGCUGAAGGGUGGUCCUUUGUAAAGUUGUACAGACUUUGCGGUUUAAGCACAAUGUGCACAUGCUAGUUUUCUAUACAGCAAAACUUGAUUUUUUGCAGAUGGAAAGGUAUUUUGUUUCUAUACAAAGUAAAUGGAUUGUUUGUGCUUCAUGUAAAGCUGCUUUAUAAAAUUGUAAAAUAAAGUUUUUAUCUUCAAAGGAAUA
Leptonychotes weddellii (Weddell seal) is the source of this 5139-nucleotide messenger RNA. It is a transcript of the gene GLCE, whose product is annotated as glucuronic acid epimerase. NCBI's taxonomy places the organism in Eukaryota, Metazoa, Chordata, Mammalia, Carnivora, Phocidae. Gene Ontology annotation, molecular function: heparosan-N-sulfate-glucuronate 5-epimerase activity. Gene Ontology annotation, biological process: heparan sulfate proteoglycan biosynthetic process. The record is from RefSeq and is a predicted model, not a curated record. Gene Ontology annotation, cellular component: Golgi apparatus.